Molecule: messenger RNA, 318 nt
Organism: Danaus chrysippus (African queen)
Lineage: Eukaryota; Metazoa; Arthropoda; Insecta; Lepidoptera; Nymphalidae
Source: the annotation of a GenBank genome assembly
AUGAGGACUUCCAUUUCAGGGAAUGGCAAAAUUGUGUUUAAGGUGAGGGGUCAGGAUGAUGAGAUAAUCAACUUGUCUUGGUGUCCACAAUAUGAGGUGAUACUUAAAAAGAUCCUCAAGGUAUCACAAAAUCAUAUACAUCUAGAAAGUAAAUUAGAUAAAUUAAAAUUGAAGGAUGAUGAAGAUGAUUUAAAUGGUUCAGGGAUAUCAAAGAAUGUUCCAGAAGACACCUUUGAUGAAACCAUUGCUCAGGAAGAUGAUAUGUUUGAUAUAUACAAAGAUCAUGAAGCAGAUGAAUUUGGUCAUAAAAAGUUUUAA